GCCGGAGGAGGCGCCGGCCGCCGGGAGCCGAGCGCUGGACCCCUCGGCGGGCGGGAGCGCGGGCCGGAGUCGCCGAGGUCAAGAGGCAGCUGCCAUUGAAAGAUAGUGAGCACCUGUUUCCAAGACAGCAAGCACCAGGGGGGCCACCAGGAGCAUUAACGGAAAGCUUAAGUUACCUAAAUGGUUUGGAAGUUUCUGUUGACAUACCCUCAGGCUCAGAGGUCCUUUACCCAGCUCUGUUAGUCUACUAAUGAGAUAAUCAAAGACUGAUAAUGGUCUCCAGCUGCCAAAGAAGAUUGUGGAUGCCAAGAGAAAGGUAACCAUUUCUCAUCCCCUCGAGUGGAACUGGAUGCGUCUAGGAGCCCACACCGGCUGGCAGUAGACAUGGCUGAAUUUACAAACUACAAGGAUACCGCCUCCGGCCGCCACCUGCGGUUUAAGUUACAGAGUCUAAGCCGCCGUCUCGAUGAGUUGGAGGAAGCCACAAAAAACCUCCAGAAAGCAGAGGAUGAGCUCCUGGAUCUCCAGGACAAGGUGAUUCAGGCAGAAGGCAGCAACUCCAGCAUGCUGGCGGAGAUUGAAGUGCUGCGCCAGCGAGUGCUGAGAAUCGAAGGCAAAGAUGAGGAAAUUAAGAGAGCGGAGGACCUGUGUCAGCUGAUGAAGGAGAAGCUUGAAGAGGAAGAAAACCUCACCCGGGAGCUGAAAUCAGAGAUUGAGCGGCUUCAGAAACGAAUGGCUGAACUGGAGAAGCUGGAGGAGGCCUUUGGCAGGAGUAAGAAUGAUUGUACCCAACUCUGUCUGAGUCUGAAUGAGGAGAGAAACCUGACAAAGAAGAUCUCCUCUGAGCUGGAAAUGCUCAGGGUCAAAGUGAAAGAACUGGAAUCUUCCGAGGACCGCCUGGAUAAAACUGAGCAGAGUUUAGUGUCAGAGUUAGAAAAGCUGAAAUCAUUAACUCUGAGCUUUGUAAGUGAGAGAAAAUACUUGAAUGAAAAGGAGAAAGAAAAUGAGAAACUGAUAAAAGAGCUCACUCAGAAACUGGAGCAGAACAAAAAAAUGAACCGAGAUUAUACAAGGAAUGCUUCUAAUCUUCUGGAAAGGAAUGACCUACGGAUUGAGGACGGGAUCUCCAACACACUGCCAUGCAAAGAAUCAAGAAGGAAGGGCACUCUGGAUUAUCUAAAGCAGGUAGAGAACGAGACAAGAAACAAAUCCGAAAAUGAAAAGAACCGAAAUCAGGAAGACAAUAAAGUUAAAGACCUUAACCAAGAGAUUGAGAAACUUAAGACACAAAUCAAACAUUUUGAAUUUUUGGAAGAAGAACUUAAGAAAAUGAGGGCCAAAAAUAAUGAUCUUCAGGAUAAUUACCUAAGUGAACAAAAUAAAAACAAACUCUUAGCCAGCCAACUGGAGGAGAUAAAGCUACAAAUCAAGAAACAGAAAGACUUAGAGAAUGGGGAGGUGGCAGGGGACGAGGCCUUCCUGUCCAGCAAAGGCAGGCACGAGAGGACUAAGUUCAGAGGCCAUGGGAGUGAGGCUCCUGUGUCCAAGCACACGCCCCGGGAACUGUCUCCUCAGCAUAAGCGGGAGAGGCAUCGAAACAGGGAGUUUGUGCUCAACAGUGAAAACUAUUCUCUGGGCAACAGGCAGGUCUCCUCUCCCAGUUUCACUAAUAGGAGGGCAGCCAAAGCUUCCAACGUAGGGGCGGCUGCAGACAGUGGGACUCAGGAGACCAGGAGAGCUGAAGAUCGGUAUGCAUCAGGCUCUUCUCAGGGUGAAGGGAGGAGGCCCCGGGAGCAGCCUUCAGUGCUCAGCCGCUACCCACCAGCUGCUCAGGAGCACGGUAAAGCUUGGAAGGGUACUCCCAAGCCAGGUACCGAGAGUGGGUUGAAGGGAAAAGUGGAGAAGACAACACGAACAUUUAGUGACAAUACCACCCAUGGAUCUGUUCCCAGUGACAUACUGGGUAGAGCUGACAAGGCUUCUGACACCUCCAUGGAGGCCCUCUUUGGCAAGAGGGGGCAGGUACCCGGCAGUGGGAGUCCGUUAAAUCAGGCUGCAGACUGUGGCAGUCCUAAGGGGAUUGGGUCCCUGGCCUCAUCUCGAAGAUCUUCCUCAGAAGGGCUCUGCAAGGGCAAAAAGGCUGCCAGUGGCCAGGAGGCUGAUACCGGUUCCCCAAAUUCCAAGCCUCCACUUUUAUCAAAGUAUCCUUAUAGCUCCAGAAGCCAAGAGAACAUCCUUCAGGGCUUUUCAACCCCAAAUAAAGAAGGCAUCGAUCAACCCGUAGCUGCUAUGACGGAGGACAGCAGUCCGCACGAGGCCCUGAGGUGCCGAGUCAUCAAAUCCAGUGGCAGAGAGAAGCCAGACUCAGAUGACGAUGUGGACGUAACCUCUCUCGUGACUGCCAAGUUGGUAAACACAACCAUCACUCCGGAGCCAGAGCCCAAACACCAACCCAACUCUAGGGAAAAAGCCAAAUCCCGAGGGGGACUUAGAACCUCCCUGUUUGAGACUGAUAAAGAUGUUGGGACAGAAAAUGAAUCUGUGAAACCUGUCCGAGCCUCCGCCAAUGCCGUGGAGUUCCCAGAUGCCAACGGUGCUGGGGCGACAAGCCAGCGGCCCUUCAGCCCCAGAGAGGCCUUGCGGUCCAGGGCCAUCAUCAAACCUGUCAUCAUUGAUAAGGAUGUGAAAAAAAUCAUGGGAGGAUCUGGAACCGAGGCCACCACGGAGAAGCAGAAAUCCACCUCCAGACCAGGGCCAAACAAGGUGACAAGCAGCAUAACCAUCUACCCCUCCGACAGCCCCAGCCCUCGGUCCGCCCCAGGUGAUGCCCCGCGGGAGAGGCACACGUCCACCAGCAACAUCCAGCUUGGGCCAGCAGAGCUCCCAUCAGGUAGCAACCACGUCAGCGCCCCCUUGGAGCUCUCCAUUCACAAACAUGACAUCGCCCUGCAGCUCCCGGAAGCUGAAAGAACGGGAGAUGGGCCCCUGAAGAACAGGCCAGAAACAGUGGUCUCUCGGAGCAGCAUUAUAAUCAAGCCCUCAGAGCCCGUGGAGAGAAAUAGCCACGCACCCCCAGCGGAGACAAUCAGGUGGAAAAGCCAUGGUGCCCCUUCAGAAGUGGGCUCUGCAGACGCCAGGCAUGUUACCUUGCGGAACGCCUGGAAGAGUCGGCGAGACUUGAACUCUUUAGAAGACCCCCCAGCUCGAGGAGGCAGAAACGUGGAAGCUCCCAAUGCCUACACCCAGAGGGCCGCCACAGACUGUUCAGACCUCGGACAGCCCAGGUUGUACCUUUGCGAGCAGGGCACUCAGAGGGCAGGAACUUCAGGGGACACCCCUGAGUUUGUCUCCAGAAGGAGCCACAGUAGCCUCACCGUGUCCGAGGUGCUCACUCGUCGGAAUCGGGCAGGAGACGCAGCCACCGCGGCAGCCUGGAACCACUCGGCAGGCGCGGAGGAAGGGGACGACUGUGCACUCGGUGUCCACAGGCGACCGCACAACUCCCUGGAGCGGUGUGAGCUGCCUGCGAAGCCGGGGCCGUCAGAGCCGGGGCGAGCCCGGGCCGAGGAGCGGUUACGGCCAGCCAGGCCCUGCGCCGAGGACAACUGAGCCUGCUGGGUGAGGUCUGCCGUCUCCUCUGCUCCCGCUUCUCUGCUCUCCUGUCUUCCUGCCCUAUGAAGGAUGCCGGGCCAGUUAACCAGGCUGGACGCCAGGCCUUGGCUGGGAGAGACGGCAGACCAGGCUGUGGCUCAGGUCAUUUUGCCAGUUGGCCAGAGGGGAUCAGAAACUACAAGCUGGACAUAAGUCACCCAGGCCCAGCCUUCCCUGAUGCAUGAGUCCUCUCUCCUUGUCCCUGUCCCCAGGUCAGAUGGCCCCUCUGGCCCCCAAAUGGGGAAAGCUAUAGAAACCCCUUGUAUCCUCAUCACACAACAGCAGCCGAAAGCCCUUCUCUGCUCCUUGGUGGGUCAGAGGGCGCCCCUUCAGCGCUUAGUUCCUUCCAGUUCACUCCUUGUUUGCUCUAGGGGCCUAAGUACCCGCUGAGACCCAGCAGCCGUCCGCGCCACCUGGGGGCGUCCCUCAGACUUGGGCAGCAGCAGGUCUGUGCUGCCUCUGGGGGACUGUGGGACCAACCUUUAGGCUGAAGCUUCUCUGACGUGGCCCCCUGGCUGAUGAUGGUUUCCUGGGGGCAGAGCACACGGGUACCCACCUACUGGACUGAUGUCAUUCCCGCCACCCCCCGGCUCCUGGCUCUCAGCUCACCUUCCAAAGGCACCUGGAAGUGCACAAGCCUCACGCAUCUCCUUUCCUGGGCACCAAAAAUGCUGCUGGGCCUGCCCGCUCCUCUCCCUCGGCUGGAGACUUCAGGCUGACUCCAUUGUUUCCAGCCUUUGGAAUUCUCCCGGACUAAACUGGGCCUGGCCCAGUGUGCUCUGCCUUCUAGCAAGUGCCCAGCAAGGGGGAAAAUGGGCAGAAAGAAGCAUUUCCCCAGUCACUGCACAGAGCAAUACUUCCGUGAAAGGCAUGGACUUUGUCCCUCUUCCCUCCCCCCACGGAGGAGGUAUGGCACUUUACCAAGCUGGCGUGUUCCUCCAGAGGUAGGCCCUCGGUGUCUGCGAACUAUCAUGAGGAGGACUUCACUGGAGGGAAGGUAAUAAAUGCCUGCCGAGGCCCCAGGUUUGUACAAAUGCAAAAUGCAGCAAACCUUUCAGGAAGCCGCAUAAAUAAAAAUUGAUUAGUUUCCUUGUACCAGUCACGGGGGUGGGAGGGGGCGCGGUUACAAAGAACCAUAUAUUCUUGGCACUGCUUUUUGUAGAACACUCAGUUCAAAGAAGGGAUCCCUUUUCAGAGGCUUGUAAUGGUGCAGACACUGUUCCUUCAUAGUGAAAGAGAGCGUAACUAGGGGUCAGGAAAGCUGAAUUUUCUUCAUGGCUUUGCUGUGUGACUUUGGCCAAGUCACUGUCCUCUUGGGGCCUCAGUUCCCUUAUCUAUAAAAUGAAUUCUUUGAAAUGGUCUCUAAGGGUCCCAAAUCUGGCAUUCUGCGAGGAUUCUGGUUAUACUGUCCUGUGGGGGGCUGAUGCUUUUGGAAGGUAGCAUCCAGAUGGUUCGGGGAAGAGGUUACCCCCUGCCUUGUUUUUCUGGACCUUAUUUUUUCCAUGUUUUAACAUCAUGAGGAUGAACCCCGCGAAGCUCGGUUGGCCUCGUUUUUCUAGUCUGUGAGAGGAGGGAUUAGGUCAGCUGGCUUCUGUAGCCCUUCUGGCGCCUGCCUUGCCCACUUGGCACACAGCGUCCCCUGGCUUUCGGGACAACAGUUGGCCAUCUUGUGUUGCUGUGCCUUGCGACUGGUCUUCCCUGUCUGCACUCAGUAUGGGAACCAGCGCUCAUGGUGCCCGUGUCUGCCAUCAGACUUGGCGACCCUGGAUCCUUUCGGCGACAGGAAAGUUUUGCGCCGACUUCCAUCUUCUGGAGUGUUGCCAGUCUAAGGGCAUUG
Molecule: messenger RNA, 5488 nt
Organism: Neomonachus schauinslandi (Hawaiian monk seal)
Lineage: Eukaryota; Metazoa; Chordata; Mammalia; Carnivora; Phocidae
Gene: LUZP1
Product: leucine zipper protein 1
Exons: 5
Coding region: 385-3609 (1074 amino acids)
Source: RefSeq, a predicted model, not a curated record